This is a messenger RNA of Ilyonectria robusta, 1012 nucleotides long. RefSeq lists its product as uncharacterized. Lineage: Eukaryota; Fungi; Ascomycota; Sordariomycetes; Hypocreales; Nectriaceae. Gene Ontology annotation, cellular component: MICOS complex; mitochondrial crista junction. Gene Ontology annotation, biological process: cristae formation. The record is from RefSeq and is a predicted model, not a curated record. The transcript is spliced from 2 exons. Bases 98 to 754 code for a protein of 218 amino acids.
UAGGUCAAUUGCCGACGGUUGUUUACAAAUUGGUCGCCUGCCGACACCCGACACCUGCAAAUUACCUCAUCCUCGGCCGACCGGGCAAGCUCCAACCAUGGGCUUCACCACGGGAUUUACCGGCGGUGUCACCGUCACCCUAUCCCUCGCCUACCUCUCAGUCCUCGCCCACCAGCGCACCCGCGAACAGCAGGGCAACAUUCUCCGCUCCCAAGCCCUUGUCCUACAGGGCCUCGUCGAACCCUUUCCCCCGCUGCCACCACCUACGCGGUCCGAAGUCGCUGCUGCCCAGCGAGAAACCACCAUCGAGGUCGCCAAGGACCGAUGGAACCACGAGAUCCAGAACGCCGUACGAUGGGUACAGAAAACCGACUGGGUCCAGGUGCGAGAAGGCCUGGAAGAGCGCACCUUACAACUGCUGGGCAUCACCCCUGCCGAGGCUUCUGAAGCCGUGGCCCAGGCAGAGAAGAAGUUUGCGAAGGAGGGAGCUCAAGUUGCCGCUGUUGCCAAGGAAGCUUUCGAGAAGGCCAAGGUAAAGGGCCAGGAGGUCAUUGCUGCUACGUUGGAGAACGGCAAGGACGUUAUUAACAAGGCUGAGGGCGGCACUGUGCCAACCCUGAGCCCCGUACAAAUGGCUCUGAACCAGCGAUUUGAGAAGCCCGAGGUGCAGGUGAAUCAGUCAGUGGAAGAGGCCCUGAAGGAGCGGUAUACGCCGAUGAACAAGAGGGACAACUCGGUGCUGAGGGGAGUGUAGAAUGUCUGACGAAGGAGCGUUCCUUGCGUUGAGUGAUUACUGUACAGCUGUACAUUGAUUGUGUACCACCAUUCCUAGAGUUGCUCUAAUAGAUGCGGGCUAGAUGACUUCAUCGACCACGAGUCGGGACAUUGGAGUGAAUGCGUGCUGGGCAAUUGGCCAUGUGUAAAUCAUUGCUAGGUCAUAGUCUAUAUUUUGAGGACGAUGCUGGUCAGAAAAACGCAAAUAUCAAUAUGACUAUGGACAUGUCCACUCCUG